AUGGAGGAGAUUUUGAAGUCUGUUAAGAGAAUUAGGAUCACUUAUACUGAUCCUGAUGCUACUGAUUCUGAUAGCAAUAGUGAUGAUCAGUUCAAGGACCGGCGUAACAAGCGGAAGGAGAUUGUUAUCAAUCGUGAUCUUCCUCCAGGGAGUCCAUGCGUUCAAGCUCCUAAAGAGCAUUUUGCAAAUGCAUACAGGAUUUCUUGCAACAUUGGUGAAUUUAGCAAGAAAUCGCAGAAAUCAUCAUCAAUGUACAAAGGUGUAAGGAAAAGGAAAUGGGGAAAGUAUGCCGCAGAAAUCAGAGACCCUAUUAGAGGUAAAAGAGUGUGGCUUGGUACUUAUGAUAAUGAAGAAGAUGCUGCUAGAGUUUAUCAGGCAAAGAAGCUCGAGUUUGAUAGGAUCAUGGCUGACAGGAAGGCAAAUUUGAGUUCUUCUGGAGCCUCAGCUGUUGAGGGCUCUGUGGCUUGUGGCUCUGCAUCAGAGGAGACUAAUGCUUUGUGUUCACAUCCAUCUCCAUCAUCUGUUCUUGAGAUAUCUACAUCAACUCCCAUGGCAAAGGCAGGUGGUGGAGCAAAACUUAAUAGAACGGAGGAUGUUGAGCCACUUCUCUCGGGAUCUACGGAAAAUGGAUUGAUCUUGCCAUUGGUUUGUCAGGAUUUCAAUCCCAGGCCUGAUGAUGGAUUGUUAUAUUGUAGUAAUAUGGGAAAGCAAGCCAUUUCAAUAUUAGCGGAGGAUGCAUCGAGAGAGCAGCCUGUGGUUAGCAGCAUCAACGAACCAUCUGAUUUUAGCCAUGCAAUAAAGGAAAUGGAAGGAUGGCAACCUUUCUCGAAUAAUCAAUCAGUUAACAGAUAUUCUAUUCUGAACACUAAGGAUCAAUUAUUCAAUGGCAAUAAUGCAGUGGGCCUGGAGACCUCAACAUCCCCGGCUGAUUCAGCGGUGCCACCUUCAAUAAGUGCACAUCUCAAUUUUGAGGAAAAUUUGCGAUAUGACAAUGAUUUGAAAGAGUUAGGCUUUGAGGAGAAUUUGACAUAUAGUAAUCGUUCAGAUGAACUGUUUGAUUGUCUCAGUCAGGACAUUUCUAUGGGUCAACCAGAACUCGAUGAAGAGGAGAUUGCUUGGUUAAAUAAGGACCUGUUCAAUGAUGACCAAUUCUGUAAUUAG
Messenger RNA from Coffea eugenioides, 1161 nucleotides. Its product is annotated as ethylene-responsive transcription factor ERN2. NCBI's taxonomy places the organism in Eukaryota, Viridiplantae, Streptophyta, Magnoliopsida, Gentianales, Rubiaceae. Gene Ontology annotation, biological process: regulation of DNA-templated transcription. The transcript has a single exon. The record is from RefSeq and is a predicted model, not a curated record. Gene Ontology annotation, molecular function: DNA binding; DNA-binding transcription factor activity. The coding region runs from base 1 to 1161 and encodes 386 amino acids.